AUGGCAGCACCGGCGGCGGCGGCGGGGCCGGGCGUGGGCGGCGCGGGGGCGGCCGGCACGGGUGUCACGGGGCCCUGUGGGGCCGUGUCCGUGUUCCCCGGCGCCCGCCUCCUCACCAUCGGCGACGCGAACGGCGAGAUCCAGCGGCACGCGGAGCAGCAGGCGCUGCGCCUCGAGGUGCGCGCCGGCCCGGACGCGGCGGGCAUCGCCCUCUACAGCCAUGAAGACGUGUGUGUGUUCAAGUGCUCAGUGUCCCGGGAGACGGAGUGCAGCCGGGUGGGCAAGCAGUCGUUCAUCAUCACCCUGGGCUGCAACAGUGUCCUCCUCCAGUUCGCCACACCCAGCGAUUUCUGUUCCUUCUAUAACAUCCUGAAAACCUGCCGAGGCCACACCCUGGAGCGGUCGGUAUUCAGUGAACGCACGGAGGAGUCUUCUGCUGUGCAAUAUUUCCAGUUUUAUGGCUACCUGUCCCAGCAGCAGAACAUGAUGCAGGAUUAUGUGCGGACGGGCACCUACCAGCGCGCCAUCCUGCAGAACCACACAGACUUCAAGGACAAGAUCGUUCUCGACGUUGGCUGUGGCUCUGGGAUCCUGUCGUUUUUUGCCGCCCAGGCUGGAGCGAGAAAGAUCUACGCAGUGGAGGCCAGCACCAUGGCCCAGCACGCCGAGGUCUUGGUGAAAAGUAACAACCUCACCGACCGCAUCGUGGUCAUCCCUGGGAAGGUGGAGGAGGUCUCGCUGCCCGAGCAAGUGGACAUCAUCAUUUCGGAGCCCAUGGGCUACAUGCUCUUCAAUGAGCGCAUGCUUGAGAGCUACCUCCACGCCAAGAAGUACCUGCGACCUGGCGGAAACAUGUUCCCCACCAUUGGUGACGUCCACCUGGCACCCUUCACGGACGAGCAGCUCUACAUGGAGCAGUUCACCAAGGCCAACUUCUGGUACCAGCCAUCCUUCCACGGAGUGGACCUGUCAGCCCUCCGAGGUGCUGCAGUGGACGAGUAUUUCCGGCAGCCUGUGGUGGACACGUUUGACAUCCGGAUCCUGAUGGCCAAGUCCGUCAAGUACACGGUGAACUUCUUAGAAGCCAAAGAAGGAGAUUUGCACAGGAUAGAAAUCCCAUUCAAGUUCCACAUGCUGCAUUCUGGGCUGGUUCACGGUCUGGCAUUCUGGUUUGAUGUCGCUUUCAUCGGCUCUAUAAUGACCGUGUGGCUGUCCACGGCCCCGACGGAGCCCCUGACCCACUGGUACCAAGUCCGGUGCCUGUUCCAGUCGCCACUGUUUGCCAAGGCUGGGGACACGCUCUCAGGGACAUGUCUGCUUAUUGCCAACAAAAGACAGAGCUACGACAUCAGUAUUGUGGCCCAGGUGGACCAGACAGGCUCCAAGUCCAGCAACCUCCUGGACCUGAAAAACCCAUUCUUCAGAUACACAGGCACGACGCCCUCCCCCCCACCUGGCUCCCACUACACUUCCCCCUCGGAGAACAUGUGGAACGCCGGCAGCACCUACAACCUCAGCAGUGGGAUGGCCGUGGCCGGAAUGCCGACCGCCUACGACCUGAGCAGUGUUAUUGCCGGAGGCUCCAGUGUGGGCCACAACAACCUGAUUCCUCUAGCCAACACGGGGAUUGUCAAUCACACCCACUCCCGGAUGGGCUCCAUAAUGAGCACGGGGAUUGUCCAAGGGUCCUCCGGCGCCCAGGGCAGCAGUGGCGGCAGCUCCAGCGCCCACUAUGCGGUCAACAGCCAGUUCACCAUGGGCGGCCCCGCCAUCUCCAUGGCCUCACCCAUGUCCAUCCCGACCAACACCAUGCACUACGGGAGCUAG
This is a messenger RNA of Rangifer tarandus platyrhynchus (Svalbard reindeer), 1827 nucleotides long. NCBI's taxonomy places the organism in Eukaryota, Metazoa, Chordata, Mammalia, Artiodactyla, Cervidae. The record is from the annotation of a GenBank genome assembly.